This is a messenger RNA of Prosopis cineraria, 2360 nucleotides long. RefSeq names its product chloroplast sensor kinase, chloroplastic. Bases 54 to 2006 code for a protein of 650 amino acids. The transcript is spliced from 9 exons. NCBI's taxonomy places the organism in Eukaryota, Viridiplantae, Streptophyta, Magnoliopsida, Fabales, Fabaceae. Gene Ontology annotation, molecular function: phosphorelay sensor kinase activity. The record is from RefSeq and is a predicted model, not a curated record. Gene Ontology annotation, biological process: signal transduction.
GUAUAGUUUUCGUCCACUCUUUGAGCUCAGUGUGUCACUGUACAAUACGCGAAAUGCUUCUCUCUGCAAGCACCACUUCUUUGCCCUCUCACUCCUUCUGCAACCACCUUCUCUGCUCCAAUUCUCUCACCACCAACCUCCUUCUCCUCUCAACCAGCACUUCCCGGCCCCACGUUUUCGCUCACCCUCGACCUCGACCUCUCUUCCUCCCCAACGCCUCCGCGUUCCCUUCGCCGCCUCCUCCCUCCGACACCUGCUUCCUCCAAGCUCUAAACCCUAACCGUGAUCCUAAUUCUGAUACGCUUCGCCAUGUUGUUCACACAACACGCCCUGAUGAUGAUGAUGAUUGCGGUGGUUCUGAACAGACUAUGGUGGCUUCCGCCUCCGCUCUCGCCUCCGCUAUUCGUAAAUCUUCUACUUCCUCUGUCGAGUUCAUCCAGCGGAUUGAGAAGGACCCGAAAAGCGGAAUGGUACUCCCUAGUCCUGAUUUUCAGAGACUUUGUGUUGAACAACUUGACCUCUUUCGUAGGAUAUUUCCCGACGCUCUGCUCUCGGUCUAUGUAAGACCAGCUGGUAGCUAUGUGAUGGAUCGUCUGGAGUUGCGGAGGGUUUCUCUCCGCCCUCGAGAUGCAGAUGACAUUGUUAUUUUAGUUGGUCAUUUUAACAUUCCAACAGGCUUACGUUCUGCCGAAGCUGCGCUUUCAGAUUUGCAAGUUGAAGUUAUCCCUGAAAGUAAGGCUGUAAUAUUCCCAAUGGUCAAACACCCAUUUGUUGUUGGUUUCUUGGUUGCCGAGCUUCCACUAAUGGAUAUUGGAACAUUUGAGCAAGCUCAUAGAGAUGAGCGAGAUAUAGGCCUCUCUGUUGAGAAAACUCAUUCGUUGCCUACUGUUUUGGAUGGAAAACGUUGGCAAAUUCAAACUUUUCAGGUCAAGGAUAACCCUAUCAUAAGGGGAUUUUUCACUGACGAGCAAUUAUCAAAUGCUGUCAACAUUUCACGUUCUCUAGCUCUGGCACAUGUUAUGGAUCAGAAAGCAAUGUUACUUCAGCAGUCAACAUGGCAAAAUAAUGUCCGGAUGAGUAAUCUAGUCGAGCAAAUCCGGGGUCCUCUUUCCAGUAUUCAAACUUUAAGCAAAAUCCUGUCCUCUCAAACAAAGAGAAGUGAGGUCGCACAUGACAUUGUUGAAGACAUCCUUUUGCAAGGUGAUCGUCUGAGAGAUGUCCUUGGACAACUCCAGGAUGCUGUUCAUAUGACCAAGGCAAACAUACUGCGCUACAAUCAAGAAGCAAUCAAGAAAAUGAAUGGUUCAACUAAUAUACUUGCUGAGUCUCUAAAACCUGAGUGUGAUGACUUUCCAAGGGAUGAUUCUGGAAGAAAAAUGCAUAAAUCUAGCGAGUCACAUUCUCUAAGUGCUGCUGUCAAGGAUAUAGAGAUGCCCUUGCCGCCUUUUGCUCUUGCUCCAUUGCAACAUGGAAUUAGACCGUGCAAUGUUUCUGAAGUAUUAGCUGACUUGGUUGAUGCUGCAAGACCUCUUGCCCGGAAUCAAAAACGCAUGAUAGAACUAAAUGAACUCUCAUCACCUUUGCUAGCUGCUGUAGAAGGACCUGCUUUGCGUCAGGCUUUUAGCAAUCUCAUUGAAGGUGCUUUACUACGUACACAUGUUGGUGGUAAGGUUGAAAUUAUGUGUACUGAUGCACCAGCAGGCGGUACCCUUGUAAUCAUUGAUGAUGAUGGUCCUGACAUGCAAUAUAUGACCCAGAUGCAUUCAUUAACAUCAUACGGACCUGAACUCUUGUCUGAAGACAUGGUUGAGGACAACAUGACAUGGAAUUUUGUCGCAGGUCUGACUGUCGCCCGUGAGAUAUUGGAGAGUUAUGGGUGUGUUGUCCGUGUUGUAUCCCCUCGGGUCCGGGAUGCUCCUCUAGGGGCUGGUGGAACUCGCGUGGAACUCUGGCUUCCGUCAUCUAUUGCAAACUCUGAUUUGAGCAGCCACGUGCAAGAGAUAUGAUAUGGCAAUGCUUUUAUGUUGCCCAUACCAUAAGAGAUUAAUAGAAACAAUUCAAACUGAUCCCAUCACAUGUUAGAAGGUGAAUGAGAUAAUUAGGAUAAGUUGGCAUGUCAUGUAUUAGGAAUUAUUGCCUUAAUCCUGUACGUAGUGCGCUUGAUAACUCGUGUAGAUGGUUCAUUGUACAAUUUUACCCUUCAGCUGGCUACGCGCGGAUAUUUAUGUUUAUGUGGCUGUGUCACUCGUUUGCCCCUUUGUGAAUUCAGUAUAAUCAAUGUAAAGGAGCUAGGGGGAAAUUUGUUGGCAAGGAAAUACGAUGAAGCUGUAUAGAAUUACCUCUUCGUUGGUUUUGCCUUU